UGGCGGAUGAAUGUUUUGGUUUUGACUUGACUGCCAAGAAUUAUAAAAUAGUUGUAUUAACGCAUUAAUUGUUGCUUGGAAAGCGUAAAGACUGUUCUAAAAUGCCUUGGUACUUUCCCUGGUCAGACGCGAUCAAGAAAAGGGCCUGUAGAUACCUUCUACAGCGUUACAUGGGACAUUUUCUUCAAGAAAAAGUGUCACUCGAACAGCUGACUGUCGAUUUAUACAAUGGAACUGGCACCAUAAAGGGUUUAAGCCUAGAUGUGAAGGCCCUAAAUGAGACUCUAGAUGGAGUGAACAUGCCUUUUGAGAUUGUGGAUGGCUAUGUUGGGGAGAUAACAGUGUCCAUUCCAUGGAAAAGCCUGACCAGUGAUAGCACCUGUGUGGAAGUUGACAGUUUGGAACUGACUCUCCAGCCAAAACAGAGAAAUGAUGAGGUGCACUUGGACAGUAUGUUCAUGAGUAUGACCAGCAGUAUCCAGCUGGCUCAGGAGAUGUUACAAGAGGGGCACACAGAGGGAGAGCAAGCAGCAGAGACUGCUCAGCCAUUUGAGGGGUUGGAGAUGUUUGCUCAGACUAUAGAGUCAGUUCUUUGUAGGGUAAAGUUGAAUUUCACAGACACCAUAGUCAGACUGGAACAUUUACCUGCUGAAGCAAAGUGUGGAAUUGCUUUGGAAAUAAGAAUAAAUAGGAUUGAGUAUUUUGAUGAGUCUGCUACUGAUCAAGGCAGUCCAGUAGAUGAUCCCAUGCAGCAUGAUGUGUAUAAACCAGCAGCCAUUGCACACAAGAACUUCCAUAUCACAGGAAUGACUUUCUUUUGUGAUGAAUUUGCCAAGACAUUUUCUAGAAGCAAUUCCAUGGACUCUCAACCUUAUAGCUUUCAGUCUGCCGACACAGAACUGAACCUUUCCUCCACAUCCUCUAUCAUAACCAGGCAACCCCAAAGAGCCCCUAUUAACACCCUGUUGGGGCCCCAUGAGAAAGCGCCCACUUCAGAACCCCUGCAGAUUGCUGCAUGUCAGGGGAAACAGAAUGUGAAAAUACGGAUUAAACAAAAUGACAGUAUACCAGGACCAAGGUUUGAACUGGACUGCCAGCUUGGCCCGUUGAAUGUAUUCCUUUCUCCAAGACAGCUCCAUAUGUUACUGUUGAUGGCAGAAACUCUUUCAGCUCCAGGAUCCUGUGAUAGUGAUGAGAAAGGCCACAGUGGAAACUUGAACAAACCCAUGAACCAGACAGAUUUCCAGAGAGUGGAACAAGACUUACAGAGACAGAUGCAGCAAGAUAGAAUGCAGAGAGGUCAGGAAAGAACCAGGCAGCCAUCUUGGAGAGAUGAUGAUGAAAGCAUGACUACACAUUCACUAGAUGACUCUAGAGAUGAUCUAUACUUCUCCCUGGGUCAAAGCAAUGUUGGUAUUGGCUCCAUGCAAUCCUCCUACACCAGUUCAUACAGUACAAAGACCGCUUCGUCUGUUUCUACAGGUACUUACAGAUACACCGGGGGCAGUUAUGUAAGCAAUACCAAGACAGAAACUCCAUUCACAAGUACUUUGUCAAAGGAGCUAAAGCAAAAGACAAAACCUGCUAAGGGAAAAGAUCCAGUGCAGAAGCUUCUGGAGGAACCAGGGGUGGAGCUGAAUGUCUUCAAAGUCAAAAUGAGUUUUCUGUCCCUGACCCUCCUUCAUGAAGACCCCCAAACUUCUCCAGGGGACGUAAUGGAUGAACCAGAGAAAUCAGCUACUGAAAAGCUGAAAGAAAUGGGGGAGAGGUACUUCCAGGGCAUUAAGACUGUGAACCCCAGUGGUAUGACCCCCAUAGAUUUGGUUAAAAUCAGGGAAAGGAUUUCAGAAAUUUGCCCAUAUGAUCACAUAGGGUGCCUUGGGAAACCCUUGACUCUUCACUGUCAGCAGAAAUCCUUGAACAGCAAGAGUUCUUUGUCUCUGGAUAUUUCACUGGGCAUCAUGGAGGUUGUGGAGUGCCUGUUUGAUAGGAGAACCAGCUCAGGGACAUCUAGUUUCCUGUCACAUGUGACCAAGGCCCCAAUCUAUAGUGAGUUGCUCAUAUUUCAUGAAGAAGGUGGUCAUCAGAGCAACAAAUUAGGACAGAUGUACACAAGUGUCUACAGCACACCUUGUUUUAAGAUGAAAAUACAGUCCUUGGAAAAACCCUGUCAGUCUUCACGUAGACAGUCAUCCCACUCAUUCAGCCCAGGUACUGAGGUCCACAUAGAGCUAGGACAGGUCAUUUCAGAGGUGGACAUCAGUAUAGUGGACAGGUUGAAUGCACUCCUAAAUCCUCUGCCUUUAGAACCCCAGGACACUGGAACCCAGAUGUACUCCAUUCAAAGCAGUAUUAAUACAACACGCCAAAUGAUGUACAAUCAGGCUAUGGAUGAGAAUGUUGCUGCAUCAGGUAGUAAAGUAGAUCUUCAUGUCACAAGUGAUUGUGCCACUAUCAACCUUAGGUUUCCAAUCCCUGAUCUACGUCAGAGCAGUGAGAAGUACCCAUGGUGGCUUCAACGUCUUCAUAAGGAAGUUCUCACUGUGAAGCUUCAGAAAGCAGCAUUCCAUACAGUGUUGGACAAGGCCCUACCCACCUCUGAGUAUGAGCUGACAUGUGAAGAAGUCCAUGGUUUGUUUCAAGAAUCUUCUGACAAAGCUCCAGUGUCUUUCCUGUAUGCCAAACACAGUGGUGACCAAGACAGAGACAUGAGAUUAGACUGGCCUAGGCUGCUAAUCAGAAUCAACCACAAGGUGCAUUCCGUUCUUGAAGAGGUCCAAGGCAUGGAGGCCAGUAUGGUGGAGGACCAUUAUGAUUCCCUCAAUGGUGCCUGUGGCUUUGCCAAGGCUGAGCCAACCCCCUUCUCUGCCAAGAAGGUCAUGUAUGAGAGUGAAGAGAUGGUAAUGCCAGGGGAUGCUGCAGAGAUGAAGCAUUUCCGUGACAAGGUUGUCAGCAAUGUGGAAAUGGAGGUAGAACUGACUGUGCCUCAGGUCAGCAUUAUUCUGCCAGACAAGAACUUCUUUGAGCUGCUGUACAACAGGCUUAACAGUGACCUGUUGCUAUGGGAACCACUAGCACCACCAACAUGGAAGCCACCAGAUAUUUAUGGAGGUCACUCUUGUCAACAAAGUGUGGGCCUUAACCUGGCUGACCACCUGCUGAACCAGAUGACUGGGGACAAGUUCAUUAUGUGCAAAUCUGCUGCUGUCAAUGAUUCUGACUCUGACUCUGAAGAAAGUGGGACAUUUUACUCUGUGACAGAUCCAAAAGUAAGACAGAGAAGAAAACAGCUCCAAGAGCAGAAGAAACUUCCCAGCAAGAUUUGCUUCACACUUAACAUAUCUAAGGGCAGGUUAACUGCCUGUGUACCCAUCAAGAAAGAAGAUGCCAGCAUCUGUCCUGAGAAGCAUGGUCAGCUACUGUUGGACAUAGAGGAUGGGUCAGUGUUUGCAGUGACCAACUAUAAUGGUGACCCCUCCCUUAGAUACCUGUAUGUUACCUCCAAUAGGGCAGAGGUCUAUCAUAAUGGCUGCACUGACAUCCCCAGGGAAUGGCCACCAGCAGAUGAACUCUCCCUUGACAAGGUAGUCCCCCAGCAUCUCCACCCCACUAUCUACCCCACAGAGAAUGGGGCAGCCUGCACCACCAUGGCUGGCCAAGCGGGCAAAGGAAAGGACAGUAUAGACAUGCUGUCUGUAGCUGUUAAGAUUAACAAGGUGGCAUCACAAAAGAAUUUUCUGGUAGCUCUUGAGGUCAAGGGUGGAACCUUACAACACCGGAUGGCCCCUACAGGUCAGGGGUGGUUUGGACAGAUAUUGGAGUUUCUGGAUGUGAAGGACUACCCUGUGCUUGGGUAUACAUUACCCACCAUUGUCACAGAGCUUCAUGUGUAUCUACGAGGAUGUGCAAUUGAUUACAGGCCUCUGUACUUGCCAUAUCGUGCCAUGGUGACAGUUGAAUCCUUCAGUGUUUCCAGCAACAUUAUAGCUGAUUCUUGCAUGUCUUUACUUAGGUUUCUGGUUGAUGAUGCAGCCUUAUAUUUAUCGGACAAGUGCAAUGCCAAUAGAGUUGAUCUAAAGAAAAAUUAUGUCUGUGUCUUGGACCUUGGAAACUUUGAGCUGGCUCUACGCACAACUGCUGGAAAAGAUUUGAGGUACCCCAAGACUGACCUCAGGGCUUCCUGUAACAAGCUGCACAUUCGUAGCUGUUCAGACAGCUUCAGGGCACUGCUGAAGAUGAUCUCAUACCUCAGUGAGGAUGGGGAUCUGGUGCUGGACAGUGCUGAUAUGGCUGAGGAGGAGGCAGCUGAUGGACAUUCGAGUACUGCUCAACUUCAACCUAUGUCCCAGUUGAGUCAGUCUCACCUUGAGAAGAUGAACACAAUGAUGGCAGAUGCAAUGCAGGAAUCCCAGAGUUCUAGAGUUGAUAUGGAAUCCAGUAUAGGUGAAUCUUUUGUUAAAUUGAAAUAUGUGAAGAAAGGUCACAACUUGGUGGUCCAGUACAUCUCCCCCAAAGAUGGGAAACCAGCUAUCAGGGUUUUCACAUCAGAGCCACUGAAGAUAGUGGACAACCACUUCCACAGACCACUGGGCAAGACUGACCAACUGAAGGCCCCUGACCACUUCCCAAAUGCUGUCUACAGAUACACUCUCAAAGAACUGUCUCUGGUGUGGUACAUGUAUGGGGGCAGGGACUUUGGAGACCAUGAUAAAGGAGAAAAGGUUCACAGGUCUUCCUCCUCAUCAUCAUCAUUAGGUAAAGCUGGUAAACCAGGCAAAGCUAACUGGCACUCACAAGGAGGGCCAGGCAGAGAUAGCCAAGUGCUGAUGGAAUUACAGAUGAACAAGAUUCGCUUACAGCACGAGGUGUAUCCAGAAAACACAAGAGAAGCAUCUCGGCAGAUACUCAUCAUAAACCAAGUAGAGAUACGGGACCGACUGGCAUCCUCUCAGAUAAAUAAGUUCCUGUACCAGUACACAUCUGAGGCAACACCAAGACAGACACAUGCUAAUAUGGUAUUUCUCAAAGCAAUGCAUAUCAGACCUGAUUUGACUGUGCUAAGCCAGAAAGAGUGUUCACUGAGAGUGUCACUUUUGCCUUUGAGGCUGAACAUAGAUCAGGAUGCCUUGAUCUUCCUGAGAACAUACAUCAACGAAAUAUGUGAUAUACAGCCCAGCCCAGCAGAGACUGCCCCAGGAUUCACAGACAGCUCCAGCAGCCAUUCCUCUACUUCUUCUCCUGGAGCAGAUCUGCCUAUGUCCAGCCCUGGUAAGGGAGCGUCCAGCCAGACUGGUCAGCAGCCUGUUAUGGGUAUGGCUAUGGAUGACUCACAAGAGAUGACCAGUUCUGAUGCCCAGGAGUUAAUGGUUGUGUUUGAUGAAUUGAAGGAGGAAGCAGGAGAGAAGGAGACUUCCUCUGGGGCUGCUGGUCAGCCUGUCUAUUUCAAGAACUUCAUAUUCUCCCCUGAUGUUCCAAUAAGGCUAGACUACCAUGGCAAAAGACUGGACAUGGCUCAUGGCCGCUUGGCUGGACUGCUGGCCGGACUGGCACAGCUUAACUGCUCAGAACUCAAGCUGAAGAGGCUCAAUCAUAAAGCAGGCCAUCUUGGUGCAGAACGUGUUGCAGCUUAUGCCCUGAAAGAAUGGCUGCAGGAUAUCAAAACCAACCAAUUGCCUAGCAUUCUUGGGGGUGUUGGUCCAAUGCAUACUUUGGUUCAGUUGGUACAAGGAAUUAGGGACCUGUUUUGGCUGCCAUAUGAGCAGUAUCAGAAAGAUGGCAGGAUAGUACGUGGUCUGCAGCGAGGGGCCAGUUCCUUUGGGACAUCCACAGCUAUGGCAGCUCUAGAUUUGACAAACAGACUUGUGCAAUCUGUACAGUAUGUAGCAGAAUUAACUUAUGUGAUGGUGUCCCCUGUGCCCAGCAUACGCCAGGGUCAAGUGCUGCGUCCACGCAAACCUCUCCAGCCUGCUGACCUCAGGCAAGGCGUGUCCAAUGCUGCCAUGGUGUUUAAAGAGGGUUUCACUGAGACAGCAACAAAUAUAAUCCGUGCAGCAUCAGAGGAACAUGACAACUAUGGCUACACUGGUGCCGUAGGUGGUGUCUUGCGCCAGAUUCCAGGCACAGUGGUGCAACCGGUGAUCAUUACAGCUGAGGCCACUUCCAACAUUUUAGGUGGGAUGAGGAACCAGCUGGUGCCUGAUGGUAGAAGGGAAGCUAGUGAUAAGUGGAGGGCUGCUGAAGAUGACUGAAGUGUUUUUUUUUUCUUUAUUGCACUGUGUGAGAUUUGCUUAUUUCAGCAAUGUCAUUUAAUUUUUUUUUUCAAACUUGCUGAAUCUAAUGAAUUGUUUUUUUUUAUUUUAUUUUUUAUUUUUUUUUUUUUGUCAACAUUUAUAAGAGAGAUUAUUUCCUGUUCAAAUAUACAUGUCACAGAAAAAUUAUUGACAUAAGUUUUUAUCUAGAAAUACUUAGCUGGAAAUGAAAAUGUAUUUGGUCUUAUCUUUUCAAUUUAUUAUGUUAAAUUUAUAUCUUAGACAUUCAAAUUCCCUGAAUCAGAUCUAAGGUUUUUAGAAAGUUGAAUUUAUAGAUACAGUGAUGUUACUAGAUCUGCAUCUAGAUCCACAGUCAUGUGGUGUUGGAAUGAAUCCCAUCAAUCAAUUUAUACAACAUUAAAUCUAAGAAAAAGAAUAUUGAAAAGAUAGUUGAUUUGUCUCCUUUGAUGGUAUCAUAAAUAAAACCAGUACAUUGCUUUGUGUUGAAUUAUACUACACAUCAUUCAUUAGGUUAUAUGUGGAAAACAAUUCAUCUUAUCAUAAUUGUGAUAUUUCAUUCUAAAUCUGACCACUUUCAUUAUUUUCAGGUUAAGUGUUCUUAUUCAUAAAUUUGUUAAAACUGAAAAUGAGUGAUAAUAAGACCACAUUUGAAAUUUUCAAAUGUUUAGAUAAUUUGUAUCCAG
This is a messenger RNA of Lingula anatina, 6952 nucleotides long. RefSeq names its product autophagy-related protein 2 homolog B-like. Gene Ontology annotation, cellular component: phagophore assembly site; phagophore. NCBI's taxonomy places the organism in Eukaryota, Metazoa, Brachiopoda, Lingulata, Lingulida, Lingulidae. Gene Ontology annotation, molecular function: protein-membrane adaptor activity; phosphatidylinositol-3-phosphate binding. The record is from RefSeq and is a predicted model, not a curated record. Gene Ontology annotation, biological process: glycophagy; piecemeal microautophagy of the nucleus; autophagy of peroxisome.